UUGGCCACAGCUGCUGAUGAAUGAACGAAUGCGGUGGAGUAAAAUCGUAAAACACGGCAAAAGAAAUCGCGAAAAGGAAACGAAAGGCAGCCGAUCGAGUGAGCCACCGCGGAGCAGCAGGAAAAAGACCAGGAGAUCUCGGAGAGCAGCCUCAAGGACCAAAUAAACCACUCGUCCUUUCCACCGGCGCACAAUGGCAGUCUAGUGUCUGUGUUUGUGUAGUUGUGGUUGUAGUUGUGGGCGAGUUCGUGUAGUAGUAGUACGAACGAGCGUGGGAGGCGACCACGAAAACAAAAGGAAAAGAAAUCUAGUUUUUGUUUAAAUGGGAAUUCUGCUUGGAAAUUCCGGAAAAUGAGUGCGUAGAUGUGACGAACGGACGGGCAGCUUCUCGCAGCGGCGGAGGCAUUGAAUCUACCUGGCUGAGCUGAGUCGAAGUCGAAAUUCCUCCACCACCCGAUCCCGAUCCCGUAAUGCUGCUGGCCGCAGCCGGUCUGCCGGCCUACGAUGCCGGAAAACUGAACAGCGGCGCUGGAUCUGGAAGCGUUGGUUCCGGCGGAGGAGGCACGCCCACAACGUCGUCGGUCGCCUCUCGUCCCAGUGCCGCCAGUGCGCUGAUGAAGACGCUGUCUGUACGCCUGCAUCGCGGCACCGAGUUCAUCAAGGACACUGUUCAGAAGGCCCUGGUGAUGUCGGCACCCACGCCAGUGGCCUCCGUUCCCGCUGCUUCUGUUGCUCCCCUCGCCUCUGCAAAGCUCCUGGACCAGCAGGGUCUGAAACGCAAACUAAGCGGCGCCGGGGGCCUGAUGGGCUGCAGCGGUAUCAGCAGCGUCACUUCGAUCUCCGCCAGCACUAGCCGCUCCCACUACGUACUGGCCCCUGCGACACACCACUCCCAGGUGCAAGUGCAGCCCAACGUGCCCACCGCCGCCUUCCUGCGCACCUACACGGUGGCUCCCACGGCACUGCACCGAUCGGCGGCUGCCCGGAAGCGGAAUCCCAGCACCGACAGCCUGCUCAUGGACCUGUGCCUCUUCAAGCCCAUCCGACCCAUGCCCAUAACGCCAAUUAAAAUCAAUAAAUUUCGCAGUUUCGAACUGAAGAGACCCAAAUUCGUUUCCGCUGCGAACCCAGACAGCGAGGAUGACGAGGAGGACGACGACGAUGACUUAGUCCACAAACCAAAGCUCAGCAACUUGACAUUGCCAACAAAUGAGGUCUCGGCGUUCGUUCCGAUGCCCUAUGUAGAAACCACCAGCACCGCCAUCAUCGCCACAAACCCCAGCAGCAGCAACACCACCACCGCCACCACCAGCAGGAGCAGAUCUCGCUCCCACAACACACACACCUCAGGCUCGGCACCUGCCAUUACCAACCCAAAGCCAAAGCGUCGUCGUCGCGCACCCAAGUUCUCGGCCAAAAAACGAUGCAAGGCGCCACAAGUAAAAACCACCUCUCCAGCAGAUGGAGGAACUGAAGCCAAGGCGCCGGCCAAACGGAAGGCAACGGUGGCGGCAGCCAGUGGAGAAGUUAAACGCAGCCGUGGUGAAUCCAUCGCUUCAAUGAGCACUCCCGCUGUGGUCAAAAAAGCUCCAACCAAACGCAAAGCGAAUUCUGGAAGUGGUCAAGCCAAACGCAGUCGUGGCGGCUCUCCACCCAUAACCACAUCCACCUCUUCAACUGAUGGCGCAACUGCAGUUAAAAACACACUCAAUCGCAAGGCGGCUACUGUAAAAGGAGCUGCUGCCAAACGCAGUCGUGGAUCAUCUGAAGCCGCGCCGCUAGAGCGCCGCCCCUCGCCGCCCAUGACACGUCUGCGGGCCCGCCAGCAGAUCUCCGCCAGCAAGUAAACAUAGAAACGAAAGUCGAUACGGCAGAAACCCCAGAAGUAAAAGGUAGAAUAGUACAGAGUCGAGUGUCGCAGUCGGGGACUCGCUCUAAGAUCUAAGUCUUUUGGUUCCAGUUACUGUGUAUGUGUAAACGUGUUGCGUCUUUUCUGUGAAAGACGCUAACAAGUGUAAGAUAAGCCAGUAAUAAUGUAAAGUACACUUUAGCUCAACUCUCGUUUUGAUCCAAUUUGUGCAAUCUGAAUACACGGAGGGCAGGCGUCCCCUGGUUUCUCCA
This is a messenger RNA of Drosophila kikkawai, 2121 nucleotides long. RefSeq lists its product as uncharacterized. The record is from RefSeq and is a predicted model, not a curated record. Lineage: Eukaryota; Metazoa; Arthropoda; Insecta; Diptera; Drosophilidae.